Ahaetulla prasina is the source of this 687-nucleotide messenger RNA. Its product is annotated as retinol dehydrogenase 7-like. The transcript is spliced from 5 exons. NCBI's taxonomy places the organism in Eukaryota, Metazoa, Chordata, Lepidosauria, Squamata, Colubridae. The record is from RefSeq and is a predicted model, not a curated record. The annotation marks the transcript as partial.
UCAGUUCAAAAACAAACAGACUUUAUUAGAACAGUCCAAACUAAAGGACUUUGGGGGUUAGUAAACAACACAAGCAUUUGUUAUCUGGUUGGUCCGAACGAGUGGCUGAGGAAGGAGGACUUUGCCAAGGUGCUGGAGGUCAACUUGCUUGGGCCGAUUGACGUGACACUCCAGAUGCUGCCCCUGGUGAGGAGAGCCAGUGGGAGAGUGGUCAACUUGUCUAGUGUGUUGGGAAGACUCGCAAUCCCCGGAGGCGGGUAUUGCCUCUCCAAGUUUGCUGUGGAAGCCUUCUCAGACACUUUAAGGCGAGAGCUUUUUCUUUUCGGAAUCAGAACCAGCAUCAUUGAACUUGGGGGCUUUGCCACAGAUCUAAUCAAUAACUCAAAACAGCACUUACAGAGUGUAUCCAGCCGAAUACCUCCACACAUCAAAGAAUCUUAUGGACAACAAUACCUGGAUAACUUCCUGAACAUUUUGAAAAAGAUCAAUCUGAUGAAGACAAACAAUAUGGAGCUCUAUUUGGUCACCAAUUGCAUAGAACAUGCUUUGACAUCUCACUAUCCUCGUACCCGUUACUUGGCUGGCUGGGAUGCAAAACUCCUUUACCUGCCUGCCUCUUAUUUGCCAAGUGCAAUAACAGAUUACUUUGUAGGUAUUUGUGUUUCAAAGCCAGCACAAGCCAUGUAA